This is a messenger RNA of Coniophora puteana RWD-64-598 SS2, 474 nucleotides long. RefSeq lists its product as uncharacterized. The transcript is spliced from 4 exons. NCBI's taxonomy places the organism in Eukaryota, Fungi, Basidiomycota, Agaricomycetes, Boletales, Coniophoraceae. The record is from RefSeq and is a predicted model, not a curated record. The coding region runs from base 1 to 474 and encodes 157 amino acids.
AUGGGCAUGCUGAGCCGACGUGCGGACGCGUUGAACCUCGACCCCUCGACGGAAAUCGUCUAUGAUGGGUACGUUCCGGUGACCUUUCUGUGGAACAUUCUCCCCGAGGCGAUCCUCUACGGUGCACUCGCAGUGCUAUUGGUGCUCGACAUUUACGUCAUCACCACUCGAGCAAAGCGCAAGAUCGUAACAGUUAACAAGCCUGUACUGGUUGUAGUGACCCUCAUGUUCCUCGUUGCAACCACCCAUAUCGUUGCGAAUAUCUACCAAUCAUAUGUGGACAUGUCGGAAAAUGGUAUCAGAUUGGGCAACAUCGAUCUCGGGGUCGCUCAGAUUGUGCAGGUGGCUGCCUUUCUGAUGCAAAUGUGGGUAGGAGACGGUUUCAUGCUAUACAGGCUUUGGAAGAUAUGGGACAAGGACAAACGGGUGACCAUCCCGAUGUUGGUUGGGUUCCUCGUCAAUAUUCGCGAGUGA